AAGGGCUUGGACAUCAUCACCAACAAGGUUUCUCCCCAGGAGCAGCGUCUCUGCAGACACCACAUGAUCAGCUUUGUGGAUCCCCUUGUCUCUAACUACACGGUGGUGGAUUUCAGAGACAAAGCCGUGGCUCUGAUUGAAGAUAUCUUUGCUCGAGACAAGAUCCCAAUUGUUGUGGGAGGAACCAACUACUACAUCGAGUCCCUGCUCUGGAAGGUCCUUAUCGACACCAAGGAGAAGGCCGGCACAGCCCCCGGGCCGGUCACUGACAGGAGAGUGGAGCUGGAGCAGCUGGACGGCGUGGAACUCCAUCGCCGCCUGAGCCAGGUGGACCCAGAGAUGGCAGCCAAGCUGCACCCCCACGACAAGCGCAAACUGGCCCGGAGCCUCCAAGUGUUUGAAGAGACGGGGAUUCAGGAUUACCAACAUGGCAUCUUCCAGUCCAUUGGCUUCAAGGAGUUCCACGAGUACCUUGUCAGUGAGGGGAAUUGCUCACCCGAGACCAGUGCCCUGCUGCUGCAAAAAGGAAUCCAGGCCCUGAAACAGGUGACCAAGAGAUAUGCCCGGAGGCAGAACAAAUGGGUCCGAAACCGCUUCCUGAGACGUCCCGGGCCCAACGUGCCCCCGGUGUAUGGCUUGGAGGUGUCUGAUGGCUUGCGGUGGGAGGAGGAUGUGCUGAAACCUGCUCUGGAGAUUGUGGAAAGCUUCAUCCAGGGACGGGAGCCCCCAGCAGAACCCGUGAAGAUGGAGUACGACGUCAGCGAGAACAAACGGAGCCAUCGCGUGUGUGAGCUCUGCGACAGGGUCAUCAUCGGCGACAGGGAGUGGGCAGCUCACACACGGUCCAAAUCCCACCUGCACCAUCUGAAGAAGAGAAGGAAGCUGGAGGCCACCAGCCGUGCUGCAGGGACCUCGGAGGACAGCGGGGCUGGCGCAGAGACCCCAGGCGAGGAGAGCAGCUCGCCUUUGCCCUAG
Molecule: messenger RNA, 975 nt
Organism: Apaloderma vittatum (bar-tailed trogon)
Lineage: Eukaryota; Metazoa; Chordata; Aves; Trogoniformes; Trogonidae
Gene: TRIT1
Product: tRNA isopentenyltransferase 1
Exons: 9
Coding region: 64-975 (303 amino acids)
Biological process (GO): tRNA modification
Cellular component (GO): mitochondrion
Molecular function (GO): tRNA dimethylallyltransferase activity
Source: RefSeq, a predicted model, not a curated record